This is a messenger RNA of Funneliformis mosseae, 2313 nucleotides long. The record is from the annotation of a GenBank genome assembly. NCBI's taxonomy places the organism in Eukaryota, Fungi, Glomeromycota, Glomeromycetes, Glomerales, Glomeraceae.
AUGAAUAGUCAAGAACGAGCUUCAAAUUCAAAGAUAAGCGGGUUGCAAUUCUUGAAAUCUGACCCAAAGAUGCGCUAUUUAGUGGAAGCUAUCGAGAAAAAUCGGGGCGCAAGUAGGAUGAUGGACGAGGAGAUAGUUAGUACUUUAACUGAAAUCAGAAGUUUGGGUUCAAAAUAUGCCGACCCAAAUCUUGUAGGUCGCGCUGAAUUAUAUGAGGCGAUAGAUAGUGUUUUAAACGCAUUGAAAUCAUAUUCAGAGUAUUCAUCGCCGUUCCUGAAAAAAGUCUCAUCUAAAGAGGCACCGGACUACAAUAAAAUAAUCAAACGUCCAAUGGAUCUGAGUCAAGUGUCAAAAAACUUCAAGAGUGGACAAUACAACUCCAAAAAAGAGUUUGCUGAUGAUCUAUAUCUAAUCUAUGACAACUGCCUCCUCUACAACACAGAUCCAGCAAAUGCCGCGGAAAUCGUUGCACAAGUGCAGCAAGAAAUUGCCGCAGAAGAAAAGCCCGAAAUGAAAGAACAGCCAUAUCUAAUCCAAGAGCAAGUCUCAACAGAAACUCCGCAAUUUCCUGUUGUCUGUUCUGAUGAAAUUAAUGAAGAUGAGUGUGACAGGGAAUUGCAAGAAAUGCUAAAGGGGUGGGAUGCCCCUCUUUCACAGGAGUUGUGGGAUCCAGAAAUAGAUAACCCUGAUCGUGACAGAUUGUUCGAUCCCGAGUACUGGAAGGAGCAAGAGGCCAAACGGCCAACGCUCGAUCAAUACCCGCAACUUCAAUUCUCGAACCGUGGCACUGCUGUGAUGAUCGAGCAUAAUAUAGAGACGCUCAAGCAAACGCGUCUCCUUCACGCGAAACUGCUAGCGGCAAAACAUAACUUGCCGCUUAGUCAUUUUGGUGUAAAUGAAACUGCGCCAACUGAAAAAGCCACAAAUUGUCGAACACAGAUAGACCCAAAUAUCUCACCACCACUCGUGAUGAAUCGUGAAGCUGGGUUUGCAUGCAUGCAACGAGUCGUUCUAGUCAUUAACUAUUAUGUUUAUAUCUUUUCAUUAUGCGUAGGUGGCUCGUCGAUGGCCGUUAAUAUCUUAACUGAAGUUGCCCAGGAUUAUUUAUUAAGUCUAGGAAAGACGAUGAGGGCCUACAGGGAUGAUGUAUUUAACAAAAAAUCACCCGAGGAAAUUAUUAAAAAGACUUUGUAUGAGAAUGGCGCGACAUCCUUUAAAGAUCUUGAAUCAUAUGUUCGAGAUGACAUUGAGCGGUAUGGCAGCAAACUAAAAGACAUACAACGUCGUUUGGAGAUAGCUUAUAAGGAUUCUUUGAGUCAACCUGAUAAUACGGAGGCUGAUGAAGAUUUGCCAGAAAAUGAUGAUGUAUUUAUCACUGGUAAUUUAGGCGAGGGUAUCGAAUUAGGGGACGAUUUCUUUGGAUUAAAGGAACUCGGAUUAGGGAACCUUUCAGUUCCUACUAGGUUGUUGCUUGGAACUAAUAAAAUUAAGCCCGCUCAGAAAAAGACACCAGAUCAAAACCAAAGAAAGUCUCGGUAUACUCCUCCUCCACCAUUUGCGCCCAUCGAUCCCGAUAAACAAAUUGGGCUGCUUACCGAGUAUUUCCGCAAUCGAUUGGAAGAUCAGAGCGGUAAAUUAAUUGAUGAUGAGUUUCUGCCACCGAAACAAAGGAAUCAAAGACCAAAGGUUCCCCCCACUGGUAAGAUUCCCCCACAACCUAAGAGACAGCCACCUAAGACUGCGGCACAGAACGCGGCUGCUCUUUUAGAGAAGAAGCGCAAGAGAGAGAGGGAUGCCGCCAUUGCAGAAGAGAAAGAAAAGGCUAAACGAAUCAGAAUAGAAGAACGCCUAAAAGCUCAACAAGAAAGAGAGGAGCAAAAACGUAUAAAGCAAGAACAACGUGAGGCAAAGAAAAAAGCCGAAGCGGAAGAAAAAAGAUUAAAGAAGCUUCAAGCGGAAGCCGAAAAGAAAGCAGAACGUGAAAAAAGAGCAGCUGAAGCAGCGGCUCAAAGAGCCGAAGCAAAGAAAGUAGCCGAAAAGAAGGAAUCAAAGAAGAAGAAACCCACAACAACUAAAGUGAACCGGACUCCCACAGCCACUAGUACACAACAAGUGAGAGGUGGAUCUUCUUCAAGUACAAUGGCUGGAUCAUCAUCAGCUGGUUCGAAGAAGAUUUUAGAUCAAAUUGAUGAUAGUGAUUCCGAAGAUGUUCCACUUGCUGUUAGAAAGAAAACCAGAACUAAAGAAGCGGCAAGCAGUAAUGCUCGUGGUGGUAAUGGGCGCGGUAAUAGCAGACCGCCUAAUAUAAAUUGA